UCAUUCCAACACUAUAGGAAUUGCUUCUUUAUUUAUCUCUUUAUUUAAAACGAAAGGGGUAUUUUGAGCCAUGGGCACCCAGGGAACAGUCCCCAAACAAACGCCCCUGAUUUGGGCUUGUCCUUCAGGAAGCCUUCCCUUCAUUGAUUUCUCUAAACAGCCUAAGUCCGGGCGCUUGUUGAUUUUUAUAAAAAUAACAUAUAGCUAGUUGUUCAUAGGCCCGGUUUUUAAAGAAGGACAAGCCUGAACUCACCAUCCUGCCUCAGGGCCUGAGCUCCAUACCUGGGGAGUAGACAGUCUUCCACUUUCUAACAAGCUGGACUUGAAGUCUGGAGUAAAUCGCUUGGUUGAGUGACAAGUGUUUCCUAGCUGAGCCCUUGGGGAGAUUCUCCAGUUGGGCAGGGGCACCCCUUCCCUAGAAGCCUGGUGGGCUGGACUCCUUUGGCUCAAUUCAAAGUGAGGGGGUGGCUCCUGCCAGGUGAGGAAGAGGGCUCUGACUUUCCCCUCCUGGGGUCUGUCUGUCCAUCGCUGGGAAUGGCCAGUUCCUGUUCCCUUUCUUUUUCCUUUUAAGCCUCCUGUUCCCCUCUUCUCUCUCUUCAUGAACUAAUCCAAGCCUUGGUUGCCGUCCCUCUGUCUCUGGCUCCUGCAUCUGUCUCAACUCCUGGCCUCCCUCUCUCCCUCUCCUCUCCUCCCCUCCCCUCCCCCGCUCUGUCAUUCAGCCCGCUCCUCUCCACGCACAGCCAAUGGAGAGACCCGGCCGAAAACGGCGAAGCUCGCUCGCACUGGGCUUUUUCGCCCGGUGAUUGAUGUCCCAGAGUCAACAGCGAGCGAACAGCCGAAGAGGGAAAGGAGAAGUCGGAGAGGGGAAGAAUACGACGCCCCUCUCUCCCUCCCCUCCCCCCACUUUAGCCCUUCUACGCACUUAGCCUCCAAGUCUCCGCGCAGCCAGGAGCCGCUGUUGCCUCCGCGUCCCUGCUCGCUGCCCCAGGAGCCAAGUGCAGCGAGCCCCGCCGCCCGGGCCCCCCCGUGGGGCCGGGGGCAGCAUGGAGCACCUGGGUCCACACCACCUCCACCCGGGCCACGCGGAGCCCAUCAGCUUUGGCAUCGACCAGAUCCUCAACAGCCCGGACCAGGGCGGCUGUAUGGGGCCCGCCUCGCGCCUCCAGGACGGAGAAUACAGCCUGGGCUGUUUGGUCGGAGGCGCCUAUACUUAUGGUGGCGGGAGUUCCGCGGCCGGGACAGGGGCCGCGAGCGCGGGAGCCUAUGGUGCUGGCAGUACCGGCGGCCCGGGCGGCCCAUCUGGCAGUGGCGGCGGCGCCUGCAGCAUGGGUCCACUGGCCGGCUCCUACAACAUGAACAUGGCCUUGGCGGGCGGCCCUGGCCCUGGUGGCGGUGGCGGCGGCAGCAGCGGUGGCGGAGGAUCGCUGAGCGCUGCGGGAGUGAUCCGGGUGCCAGCGCACAGGCCACUAGCCGGAGCCAUGACCCACACCCAGCCCCUGGCCACUGGCUUGCCCACCGUGCCCUCUGUGCCUGCGGUGCCGGGCGUCAACAACCUCACUGGCCUCACCUUCCCCUGGAUGGAAAGUAAUCGCAGAUACACAAAGGACAGGUUCACAGGUCACCCCUAUCAGAACCGGACGCCCCCCAAGAAGAAGAAGCCGCGCACAUCCUUCACGCGCCUGCAGAUCUGCGAGCUGGAGAAGCGUUUCCACCGCCAGAAGUACCUGGCCUCAGCCGAGCGUGCCGCCCUGGCUAAGGCGCUUAAAAUGACCGACGCGCAGGUCAAAACCUGGUUCCAGAACCGGCGGACGAAGUGGAGACGGCAGACUGCGGAGGAGCGAGAGGCGGAGAGGCAGCAGGCAAACCGCAUCCUUCUGCAGCUGCAGCAGGAGGCAUUCCAGAAGAGCCUGGCACAGCCACUGCCCGCCGACCCACUGUGUGUGCACAAUUCUUCGCUCUUCGCCCUGCAGAAUCUGCAGCCAUGGUCUGACGACUCGACUAAGAUCACUAGUGUCACAUCUGUGGCGUCAGCCUGUGAGUGAGCCCGCCCGCUCUGCCUUGCAGGACCUCAGACCUAGUCAGGGGUCUCCAAAGCCUGAGAGCCAAGACUCUUCCCUACCCCUCCUGCCUUGGACUGACUGCAUGAGGGAGGGGAACACCGCAGCUCUCAUAUAGGCCUGAGCACUGGUGCCCGCUGACACUUUUCUCUUUGGUGAAAGAGGGCUCAGGAUAGGGACCUUCGAUCCCCACCUAGCCACCUAUGUGUCCAGCUGGAACUGUUAAUCUUCUUAGUUUUUAUCUAUUUCAUUUUAACUUUUAAUGUGGGACCAAAAGAGAGGCAAAGGAUGUUGGGGAGGAAGAGUUUCUUGGGUCCCUGGGGCUGCCAUCUGAACUUUCCCUGGGAAACUCCCUCUCUGUGUUCCACUUCUCAUCACACACAGACACCCGUAGGCCCACACAAAGGCAAUACAUGUCGCCAUCCCUCCUGGUGUCACUCCAGAACCACAUGGGGAUCUACGGCAAAGUGUCAUGCACACACAGUGUCUGACCCUCACGAUCAGACAUGGGCAGGAGCGAUCCACCCAGAUUCAUUCAGAAUAGCAUGGCACUGGUCCCUCACACACAAAUACAAGGCCAUGGCCACAUUGUUACAUGCCACCACUAUCACCCCCACACAGGACAGCCACAACAGCCUCAUUUAGCCUGCCAGGAUCCUAUGAUACGUCCUUCCUGCACCAGGUACCCAGGUGUGUGUGUUGUUUUUCACACAACCCAUUGCUCCAGAUCCUGUUUGAGGGGGAGGGCUAAGUUAUGCACUUAUAAGGUGUUUUCUGUGUAACCAUUUUAUAAAGUGCUUGUGUAAUUUAUGUGGAAAAUAAUAAAACCCUCCGGAUCCGGAGUCAGGGCUGCCUGCUCCUUGCUGAG
This is a messenger RNA of Nycticebus coucang (slow loris), 2925 nucleotides long. It is a transcript of the gene TLX1, whose product is annotated as T cell leukemia homeobox 1. Gene Ontology annotation, molecular function: DNA-binding transcription factor activity, RNA polymerase II-specific; RNA polymerase II cis-regulatory region sequence-specific DNA binding. The transcript is spliced from 3 exons. NCBI's taxonomy places the organism in Eukaryota, Metazoa, Chordata, Mammalia, Primates, Lorisidae. Bases 1044 to 2042 code for a protein of 332 amino acids. Gene Ontology annotation, biological process: regulation of transcription by RNA polymerase II; animal organ development. Gene Ontology annotation, cellular component: nucleus. The record is from RefSeq and is a predicted model, not a curated record.